Molecule: messenger RNA, 723 nt
Organism: Phaeoacremonium minimum UCRPA7
Lineage: Eukaryota; Fungi; Ascomycota; Sordariomycetes; Togniniales; Togniniaceae
Product: putative glycoside hydrolase family 61 protein
Exons: 4
Coding region: 1-723 (240 amino acids)
Source: RefSeq, a predicted model, not a curated record
AUGAAAGGCUUGUUAUCGGCAUUUGCAGUGCUAAGUGCACUCGCAUCUGUCUCUGCCCACGCAACCUUCCAAGAGGCUGGCGUGAACGGCGUCGAUCAAGCGAAGAAGUGUACAAGGCUUCCAUUGAGUAACUCUCCAGUGACAAGCGUCACGUCAAACGAUAUUAGGUGCAAUGCUGGCACAAAGGCGGCUGAGGAGACUUGCGAGGCAACAGCUGGGGAGUCUUUCACGGUUGAGAUGCAUCAACAGCCAAACGACCGAGCUUGUGGCACGGAGGCUAUUGGGGGGAAUCACUUCGGUCCAGUCUUGGUGUACAUGUCAAAGGUCGACCAUGCUGCUGCCGCUGACGGAUCAGCGGCUUGGUUCAAGGUUGACGAGUUUGGAUAUGAUGCUUCCAACAAGACUUGGGGCACUGACCUCCUCAACGCCAACUGUGGGAAGCGAACUUUCAAGAUCCCUACCAAGAUCCCUGCCGGCGAUUAUCUGGUUCGGGCAGAGGCUAUUGCACUUCAUACCGCGUCCCAGGUUGGUGGCGCACAGUUCUAUAUGAGCUGCUAUCAAGUGAAGGUUGCAUCAAGCGGCAGUGGUCAACUACCUGCCGGAGUUCAGUUCCCUGGUGCGUAUGGCGCCAGUGAUCCCGGCAUCAAGGUCGACAUCUGGGGUAGUGGAUUCAAGUCCUAUGAGAUUCCUGGGCCGAAGGUGAUUGAUCCUAGCUACUUCUAA